This is a messenger RNA of Hippopotamus amphibius kiboko, 1886 nucleotides long. RefSeq names its product testis-expressed protein 19.2-like. The transcript has 2 exons. Gene Ontology annotation, biological process: spermatogenesis; male gonad development; placenta development. Lineage: Eukaryota; Metazoa; Chordata; Mammalia; Artiodactyla; Hippopotamidae. Gene Ontology annotation, cellular component: nucleus; cytoplasm. The record is from RefSeq and is a predicted model, not a curated record. Bases 314 to 1381 code for a protein of 355 amino acids.
CAGGCAGGUGCUCUCCGCUCCUUUCCCCCACCCCCGGGUGCCCACAGGAUAGAGGCAGCAGGCCGGCUCCCAGAGGACAGAGCGCUUGCACAGCUGAAGAUAAUUCCUGACGUCUGUCCCUCCUGCCCUCUGCAGGGCCCUGUCGGACUGGGACCCAGUUCAUCCACCCCCACCCCAAAUCCCCGCACAGCAAACACCUCUCUCCUCCUGCUGAGCCUCACCUUUCUCCUCAUUUUCAAGCCCCCUUUUCCCUGCCCCCCAGCAGUAGGCCAGACCCCUUAAGAUCCCAGCCAGUCCUGCAGGCCACGUUGCCAUGUGCCCCCCAGUCAGCACGCGGCACGGGGCGGAGGGCAUGUCCUACCUCCACGCAGCCUGGGUGUAUCAGCUUCAACAUGGCCAACUAAGGGUCUGCUUCGCUUGCUUCAAGGCUGCCUUUCUGAACCUUAGACAGUGGCUGGAGUGGGAAGACUGGGAAGAUGAAGAUUGGGACCCUGAGCCGAUGGACCCCACCGAGGCAGAGGCAGGGUCUGAGCAGGGGGCAUCCCCGGGGAUGUGGCCAAGCUGGGGGCAGGGCCAAGGGCAGCCUGCAGGGGCUGGGCCUGUGGACUGGGGGUUGGGCACCCUGGCAUCAGGCCCUGUGGAGUCGGAAGAGGUGGGCCUGAGUGAUCCCUUUGUGACCACCGAGCUGGAGCCUCAGGGGGCCACACCGCUGGGUCUGGGUGCCGAGGAUGCUGACUGGACCCAAGGCCUCCCCUGGAGAUUUGAGGUACCCCCUACCUGCUCACACUGGCCAAGCCCCCCUACUCCAUGGGAGGGGUUUUUCAAAGUGGACGUGCCCCCGGGGGGGCCCAUGGUAUUGGAGCUGGGCACCACGCGGGCCAUGGAUCCUGCUGAGGCCCAGGCCUCGUUACUGGACCUGCAGGUCCUCUCCCUGGUGGGCUGCUAUGAUGCCGUCUACCUCCGGAAGAUGAAGCCAGAAUGGGCCCUGCGGACCCCAGAGCAGCGUUGGCAAGUGCUGCUGGAGCCUGAGGAGCUGUGGGUGGUGAGACUCCAAGAUGCACCCCCGAAGCAGGAGCUGCACCAGUGGCAUCUAAGCAUUCUGGAAUCCCGUCCUCCAGGGCAGGAUGAAGAGCUGGUCCAUGCAGAGUCAGCCCUGCUUAAGAGGGGAUUCACCAUCUUCUCGUUUUCACCGUGGAUCAAGAGGGAGGCAGUGGAGGGGGACUCAGCCUCUAGGCCAGAGUCCUCCACCCAAGGAUGCGAUCCCAGCACCAGUGGGCCCAGCGGGCCCAGCGGGCCUGGGGAGAGCCUGGCUUUCACGGGAGCCUCAGCCCUGGGGGAGCUGCCACGUUUCCCCCCCUUCAGCCCAGGGCCCCAGAACUGAGGGACGGAGGCCCAAGUGGCUUCCGUCCUGGCUUCCCCAGGACACCAGAGGCGGGAAGGACUGACCCUCCACAAUAGCCAGAGUAGCAACUGGCAAAGGUUGGCGACUUGGGCCUGGGGAAGAAGAAUGGUGAGUGGCUAAGAGACUGAGAAAUGGGAGCCACCAUAGCAUUAGGUGGAAGGGACCCAAACACCUGUAACUGGGAGAGAAGUUCUCUGUCAGACGUCGUGGAGUUCGGAAUUUGAGGCUCUUCAGAAUGUGCUGGGUGAAUGGUUUCCGUGCAGCAUGUGAAGUGGGGAAUAGCACACAAGUCUGUGCACCAGCCCGGCCCUGGCCAUGGGGAGGAAUGUCUCAAGUAUGACACACUCCCAGGAACACACUGGAAUUGGGGGACCGCAGGGACAUGUGCUUGCCUUUACCCAAUGGCCUCUGGGCUCCACAGGACCCACUUAUCAGCACUGCGGACUCUGCAAUGGGAGAGACCUUGUUUCAAAUAUUGGCUAUU